AGUCAACCUUCCAUCUUACGAUGACCUUCUCCACCGAACGGACCAAACCACACCGGAGCCUAGGAUUUGAGCUGCCGGCAAUUGGAGGUUGCUUUAUGCUGCUUCUCUUCCAUCUGUAACAGUAAAGGUUUAUAGAAAUGUCAGACUCUGAGGAGAUUCAGCCCCUUGUUUUUGACAUUGGAUCUGGAAUGGUGAAGGCAGGGUUUUCUGGUGAUAAUGCUCCUAGGGCAGUGUUCCCCAAUAUUGUGGGUAGGCCACGACACAUUGGUGUUAUGGUGGGCAUGAACCAGAAGGAUGCUUAUUUAGGAGAUGAAGCCAUGUGGAAAAGUGGUGUUUUGACUUUGAAAUACCCAAUUGAGCAUGGUGUUGUCAGCAACUGGGACGAUAUGGAAAAGAUUUGGCAUCACACUUUCUAUAAUGAGCUUCGUGUUGCUCCUGAAGAGCACCCUGUGCUUCUUACUGAGGCACCAUUAAAUCCCAAGGCAAACAGAGAGAAGAUGACUGAAGCCAUGUUUGAGACCUUCAAUGUUCCCGCCAUGUACAUUUCAAUCGGGGCCGUGCUUUCUUUGUAUGCGAGUGGCCGCACAACUGGCAUCGUGUUGGAUUCCGGAGAGGGUGUAUCCCACAUGAUCCCAAUUUACGAAGGGUACGCAUUUCCUCACACCAUCCGCCGUCUUGAUCUCGCUGGCCGUGACAUCACAGAUUACCUAACGAGAAUCCUGAUCGAAAGAGGCCACGCUUUCACCACUACUGCCGAACGGGAAGUUGUCCGUGACAUUAAAGACAAGCUUACAUAUGUGGCUCUUGAUUACGAGCAACAACUCGAAACUGCAAAAAGUAGUGCGAGUGCCUCUGUUGAAAAGAACUAUGAGCUGCCCGACGGACAGGUUAUCACGAUUGGGGCAGAGAGAUUCCGCUGCCCAGAGAUUCUCUUCCAGCCAUCUCUCAUUGGAAUGGAAGCUGCUGGUAUUCAUGAGAUGACCUACAAAUCUAUCAUGAAGUGUGAUGUUGAUAUCAGGAAGGAUCUUUAUGGAAAUAUUGUGCUUAGUGGUGGGUCAACCAUGUUCCCGGGCAUUGCUGACCGGAUGAGCAAGGAAAUCACUGCCCUUGCUCCUAGUAGCAUGAAGAUUAAGGUGGUUGCACCCCCGGAGAGGAAAUACAGUGUCUGGAUCGGAGGAUCAAUCCUUGCAUCUCUCAGCACCUUCCAACAGGUAAAUUAA
Messenger RNA from Lactuca virosa, 1220 nucleotides. The record is from the annotation of a GenBank genome assembly. Lineage: Eukaryota; Viridiplantae; Streptophyta; Magnoliopsida; Asterales; Asteraceae.